AUGGAGAUCGAUUCAGGAACUUCUUACUCGAUCGUGUCACAGAAGGAUUUCCAGAAGAUUCCACCUGCUGCCCAUCCCCGCCUACGUGCAUUUAAGGUGUCCUUACGGGACAUACAAGGUCGCCAUAUUCCGGUGUUGGGAAUCGGCGUUUUUCACAUGCAAUUCAAGGGGUUGUCUGCUCAACUGCCUUUAGUAGUGGUUAAGCAGGGCAGAAAUAAUUUGUUGGGGGUCCAGUGGUUUGAGCCGCUGGGAAUUUCUUUAACAGGAAUUCAUGCCGUUGAGCCUGACCCUAUCCAGAACGUCUGCGAGGAAUACAAGGUGGUGUUCCAGCCAGGAUUAGGAACCUUCAUGGGACAACCCAUCGCGUUCGACUUAGACCCAGGGGUGCAGCCCAUCAGACUGAAGCCUCGGCGAGUCCCGUUUGCUCUAAAGGACAGGAUUGAGGCGGAGCUGGACAAAUUGGUCACCCAAGGGGUUUUGGAACCAUUGGAACCAAUUGACUCCGCCCCGUGGGAAACACCGAUAGUGAUAGUGCUCAAGGUGAAUGGGGACGUUCGAAUCUGUGCAGACUACAAAUUCACUAUCAACAAGGCGAUUCGCGCAAAUGCAUAUCCGGUCCCAGUCGUAAGUCAUUUGUUGGCUUCCUUGCACGUAGGCAAAUGUUUUGCUAAGUUAGACCUAGCUCAGGCUUAUCAGCAAUUGCCAGUUACUCCUGAAGCAGCGCUUUGCCAGGCCAUAGUAACACAUAAAGGGACCUUUAGGGUUAAUCGUUUGCAAUUUGGGGUAAAUGCUGCACCCGGAAUUUUUCAAGCGUUGGUUGAGCGCCUGUUGAAGAGACUGGUUGGUGUGUUGCCAUAUUUUGAUGAUGUCCUCAUAGCAGCAGAAAACGAGAGGGAGCUGGCUAAGAAACUGGGGGAGGUGUUGCACAGAUUCCAGGAAGCAGGUUUAUGGGUUAAAAAAGAAAAAUGUGUGUUGCAUACCAAGGAGAUAGAGUUCCUGGGUUUUAGGGUCACUCCUGAGGGAAUUAGACCAUCUGAGUCUAAAAUCAGGGCUAUCUGGGAGCCCCCCCCCCGUCCCACUUCUAAAACGGAACUACAGGCAUUUUUGGGGUUAAAAGGUCUCUUGACAUCAGAAGCUGUUCUGACUCAUUUCGACCCUAGGAAGCCUGUAUUGUUAGUAUGUGAUGCAUCCCCAGUAGGUGUUGGGGCUGUGUUGUGCCAUGAUAUGGGUAAUGGGAAAGAGGCGCCAAUUGCAUUUUAUUCCAGGUCACUGACUCAGACUGAAAGAAAUUAUGCGCAGAUAGACCGGGAAGCAUUGGCCAUCAUUGCAGGCACAAGGAAAUUCCACGAUUUUAUUUAUGGGUGAAAAUUUUCGAUUGUGACAGAUCACAAACCCCUCCUGGGCAUUUUCGUGCAAGGGAAACAGACCCCUCAGAUCCUGUCACCCCGUAUGCUGCGCUGGGCGAUGUCAUUGCAGGCGUACGAUUUCACUUUAAUACAUCGUCCUGGGGCGGCUAUCAGCCAUGCGGAUGCACUGUCCAGAUCCCCCAUGCCCUCUGGGGGCUGGCCGGCUAAACCACCAGCAGACGAAUUCAGGGUAUACCAUCAAAGAAAGGACGAGCUCUCUUUGGAGCAUGGCUGUUUGCUGUGGGGUCAGCGGGUGGUGAUACCAGAAGGGUUAAGGGAUAGAGUCUUACAGGUUUUACACAUCAGCCAUCCGGGUAUUGUGAAAUCCAAGGCAUUGGCACGGAGUUAUUUUUGGUGGCCCAGGUUGGAUUUAGAUAUAGGGAAAUCGGUAGGGUGUUGUGCAGAAUGCCAAGCGUCUAGGCCAGAAGAGCCCCAGCUGCCACUCAGGGAAUGGGACACUGCACGAGGUCCUUGGUCCAGGAUCCAUGUAGAUUUUGCAGGUCCUUUCAAAGGUUCAAUGUUUUUGUUGGUGGUUGAUGCAUAUUUGAAAUGGCUAGAAGUCAUUCCAGUCGUUGGCACGACUUCUGCCGGCACCAUAAGAAAACUACGACAACCGUUCAGCACUUUUGGGUUGCCAGAUGUGUUAGUCACUGACAAUGCUUCUACGUUCAUGUCAGCAGAGCUCCAGGAUUUCUUAAAAAGGAAUGCAGUCAGGCACGUGACUUCGGCCCCGUUCCACCCGGCAACCAACGGGCAGGUAGAAAGACUAGUUAGGACUACAAAAGAUGCUCUCAGGCGCAUGGGAGCAGGGGACUUAGAGCUGCAUCUAUGCCAAUUUCUCCUAACUUACAGGGUUACACCAUUGGCAUUGGGUCAGUCACCUGCAGAAGUGCUAAUGCGGAGAAGGCCAGUCACCUUACUGGACAAAUUAGACCCGGGACGCUGGGAGGAUAGAGGUACAAACAUUGGCGUGGAAUCGCCUAAGAGUUUUUUAGUGGGCCAGCCGGUCCACUGCAGGAACUAUAGCCCUGGCCCUGCCUGGACUAGGGGGAGCAUAUUGGAGCAGACUGGCCCUGUAUCUUAUAGAGUACAAACAGAAGUAGGGCAAAUCUGGAGGCGUCAUGCCGAGCAACUGCGGCAUCGGGUGCCCGGGAAUAACUUGGGACAAGAGAUUGGGCAGGACAGUGAGUCGUGGGGUGGUAACAAACAGGCAGUAAUGCCAGCUGAAACACACCCACAAGAGGAACUUGGUGUGGAGCAUUCCGAGUCUGCAGAGGUCGCCAAUAAGGGACCUACGGCAGUCCCAGCAUCAGAGUUUAGCACAGAAGGGGCUGUCAGCACGCCCCGACAGUAA
Hemicordylus capensis (graceful crag lizard) is the source of this 2760-nucleotide messenger RNA. RefSeq lists its product as uncharacterized. Gene Ontology annotation, biological process: DNA integration. Gene Ontology annotation, molecular function: nucleic acid binding. The record is from RefSeq and is a predicted model, not a curated record. Lineage: Eukaryota; Metazoa; Chordata; Lepidosauria; Squamata; Cordylidae.